This is a messenger RNA of Loxodonta africana (African savanna elephant), 7295 nucleotides long. RefSeq names its product coiled-coil domain containing 59 (gene CCDC59). Lineage: Eukaryota; Metazoa; Chordata; Mammalia; Proboscidea; Elephantidae. The transcript is spliced from 4 exons. Gene Ontology annotation, cellular component: nucleus. Bases 1 to 729 code for a protein of 242 amino acids. The record is from RefSeq and is a predicted model, not a curated record.
AUGGCGCCGGUGAGGCUAGGAGGAAGUUGGUACGCGGGGAGUUUGGGGCCGCGUGGCGAAGAGGGUUCUUCGGUCGAAUUCAAAAAGAAGAAUGUAAAACAGAAGAAGUGGCGGGCUAAUUACCCGAAGGCCUUUGUGGGGAGCAUACGCGAGGGACAAGGCUUUGCACUUCGAAGAAAGCUGAAAAUUCAGCAGAGUUACAAAAAAUUGGCGUGGAAAGAAAAAAAGGCUCAAACCUCACGGGAAUCCCAGUUCACAGAUCGAUACCCAGAUCAUCUGAAACAUCUCUAUUUAGCUGAAGAGGAAAGGCUCAGGAAGCAACUUAGAAAAGUUCACCAGAGUUUGCCAGAAGAACAAGUUGAGGAGCCUUUGCCAGAAGAACAAUGUAGUAUUGACCAGGCUUUGUCUGAAGAAAACCGUAGCACUGACCAGCCUCUGCCAGUAGAAAAAAGUAGCAAAACAGUGAGCUCUUUUGCUACUCGGAAUAAAAAUAAAAAGAAAACAUCCAAUCAGAAAGCACAAGAAGAAUAUGCACAGAUACAAGCCAAGCGUGCUGCUAAGAAACAAGAAUUUGAGAGGAGAAAACGAGAGCGAGAAGAAGCUCAAAGACUCUACAAGAAGAAGAAAAUGGAAGUGUUCAAAAUAUUAAGCAAAAAGACUAAAAAGGGCCAGCCAAAUUUGAAUUUACAAAUGGAGUAUCUUCUUCAAAAAAUACAAGAAAAAAAUUAAAUCAGACAUUUGUCCUUAAUCAGGGAUUAAAAUAUGUGCUGUCUGUUUAUUGAGUUCUUUUGUACAUAUAGUGUGUCUCCCAACAAUUAACUAAAUAUGUGAACAUAAACUAGAUUGCUAAGGUAUGAAAAAAACAACAAACCAAACCCACUGCUGGCGAGUUGAUUCCAACUCAGAGACCCUAUAGGAUAGAGUAGAACUGUCCCAUGGGGUUUCCAAGGCUGUAAAUCUUUGUGGAAGCAGAGUGUUACAUUUUUCUCCCAUGGAGCAGCCUGUGGUUUCGAACCACCGACCUUUGGGUUAGCAGCCGAGGUCUUUAACCACUUUGCCAAAAUGUCACAAAUAUUUUUUUGUAAAAGAAAAUUUGGGGUAUGUAUUCAACAUAGUAGGUUGUGUUUCUUAUUCAUUUGCCUCUGAAGGAAGGCUUGCCUGAAGAACUGAAAAAAUCUAUUUGGGAGAUAGGCUCAAACAUAUAUAAUGCUUUUAUACCAUAUGCGGUUUAUAUGAAAUAAAUGUAAAAAUAAAGGAUCAGAGCUUACCAUGAAGCAUUUUAAUGAAAUGUUUGAAUUUAGUAAUCAGCUAUUAUGGUUUUAAAAUUAGUUUCAGCGGUGGAGACAGAUACUCCCCUUGGACUUUUUACUAUUUUAAAUUAAGUACCUGUUACACAAAGAUGGACUUUCCAGAAACGUGAGAGCAGAGGUUUUAUUCAGGACACUUGAGUGCUGAAACUACUUUCUGCCCCCACCAUAUAAGGAUAUGUUUUUCAUAAAGUAGAAUUUGGCUUAAGAACUCAGAGAGUUUGAUAUUUAUAAACGCUUCCUUAAAUGGAGUCACACAGCUUGUUAGUGUAAAAUCUUUCAGAUGGUGAUGGGAACCCAGCAGUGUUACAUCAAGAAUUAAGCUUUCCAGAUUUUUGGGGACCCUAUACUUCUGAAAACGUUAUUACUGGAACAUGUUGCUCUAUAGGUACCCUUGUGAGGCAAGGAAAGCUACUGGGAUGCUGUUUCUCCCCUGCUGUUUGUUUGCUCCUUGGCAGUAACUGCAAGAUGAGAAAGGCUUGACAAUUUUUACAAACAAAAGGACUAUAAUAAGAAUCAUUUAUAAAUCAUGUUGCAUAAUAAAAUUUUAUAAGUGGUAAAAAAUACAGCUUAAAAUUGCAUUAAGGCUCUAGGGAGUCCUUGCACUCUGUAGAUUUAUUAUGCUUUUAAAAGUAUAAUGAGUCCACCCAGAGGCACCUUGGGAGAAAGGCUUGGCAACCUACUUCUGAAAAAUGAGCUACUCGAGUGCAACUGGGUAAUUCUAAGUAAACACUAGAGGGGAACCUAGAGAGAAUCAUAUAUUUCCAGGUCCAUACAAUGACAUUCAUUGUAAAAGACAAAAAUGCAAUAGGAUAUGCUGAGGAAAUACUGAAUUUGAUAAAGGAGAGCAAUUCUAUAUUGCAUGGGAAAACACAACACUUAGAGAUUUGUAAUUUAUUGCGUUUAAGAAUAAUUUGGGCCGCAUCGGUGAAGAGAGUACAUAAUGAAGGAGAGUAAAAUAUUUCAUUGAAUUGCUUUAUAAUUAUUUCAUGAGUAUAUUUCUUACACUUUAGCAGGGUAGGACAAAACGGGAAGAGUUCUAGUCAUUUUAAGGAGCAAGGGUAAAUAUUGGUAAAUUACUUUUUGCUGAACAGCUAUUACAUGGAAAGUUCAUGUUAAGGAGUCAUUAUUCGGGAAAAACCAAAUUCCUUCUCCAGGGAUCUUACAGGGGAGUAAAUGGAAAUAACCAAGUAAUGGCACAGGACAAAAAGUGAUUAGUGACAAUAAGGUACAAACUAAAGGUUUAGACUUCAACACACUGGAGAAUAACCCAGGGAGUGUAUUAAAAUGCACAUUCAAGGACACUACCCUCAGACAUUUAGAUAGCAUAGAUGGACUCCGUAAUGGACAUUUUUAACAAGCAACCCCAGUGAUUCCGUUGUGAUUGAUCCUCACCCAACUUUACAAAGCGUUGGACCAGGGGCUCAAAUGAGAGAUUUUAUCUGGUUGAAGAAAUCAGGGAGUUUCAUGAAUGAGAUGGCAUUUAAGAAGAGUCUUAAGGUUGAGGAGAGCAUUUGAGGUGAUAGCAUGAGGAAAGUUCCAAAGGAAAGAAAUCCUAGGAUAUAUUUAAAUGUCUAAAAAAUAAAUUAUAAAAAGAUACGUGUAUUAUUGUCUUAGCUGUUGAGGAAUAUCACUUCCUAUCCGUUGAUGUUUGCUUCCACAUGGAAAGGGCUCCACCAGCCUAGCACAUAUGACCUCCUGACCAUCUUACUGGAUCUGCCCAGUGGAGGUGGGGUAACAUUGAAACGGUAGGUUUGGAAGGAGAACCUGGGCAUUGGAUAAAACCAGUUGCCGUGGAGUCAUUCUAACUCAUGGCGACCCCAUGUGUGUUAGACUAGAACUGUGUUCCAUAGGGUUUUUAAUAGCUGGUUUUUCUGAAAUAGAUUGCCAGGCAUUUCUUCCAUGGGAUCUCUGGGUGGAGUUGAAGUCUCCAACCUUUUGGUUAGUAGCGGAACAUGUUAAGCAUUUGCAACACCUGUGCACUUCUGGGCAUUUCAUAGCCAGUCCUCUCUCUCCAGAGCUGGACUGCCUGCAGAGAGCAUGUGCUCUUGAUUGGUCUUCCCAUACUGUAAACUGUACAGGACAGACUUUAUUGAUAAAAGGUAGGUAGGGGAAGGAGGGAGGACAGGGAAGAGACCUGUAUUUGAGGGACUAUGACGUCUACAAUUUAUUUGAGUCUGUACCAAAAAAAAAAAAAAACCCGUUACCAUCAAGCAAUUCUGAUUUGUAGCAACCCUAUAGGACAGGGUAGAGUGGCUCCAUGGGGCUUCCAAGGAGCAGCUGGUGAAUUCGAACUGCUGGCCUUGUGGUUAGCAGCAGAGCUCUUAACCACCGUGCUACCAGGGCUCCUGUGUCUGUACAGGGAGGGAUAAAACAUAAGGCAUGAAAUUUGAGGGAGCACAAUAAACACGUGGAGAGACUUUGGAGUGGCUAGAGCCUGUAGUUGCAAGUGUCAGAUGUUAAUGUGUACACAGGGAUUUUGAUCUUGAUAGUUUGUAGAGGCUUCUACUGGGCCAUGGAUUUGGUUUUCAUAAAUGUGCUGCGGUUUUGGCAAGAGGUUUUAAGCCUUAAGGCGCAUGGGAUUUUGACCUAAAAUUUGUAGUAUCUUUGUCCAUGGGAAAAUUGUUAUUUUUACAGAGGUAGGGCUGUAAUACAGCUCCUUAAGCAAAGUUUUGCAGUCCUCAACAAAAGAGGGGAAGAAGGAGAGGAAGUGAAGGCAUACAGACUUCAGCAAUGACACAGAAUGUAGGGAUGGGCUCAUUCAAAUGUUGGCUUCCUGGGUGGCUUCAGCAGAUAUCAGACAAGUGAUGCCUUGUGAGCUAACCAGGCUGUGCUGGCAUCAACAGACACUGGCGGGGCAGGCAGCCUCAGCAUGCAGGCUGCUGUAGCUUGACCUUGAAUUACACUUAAUAUUCAUGUAUGAACGGUAGGGACCUCAUCAGAGGCUACAGAGCCGGUAGAAAACAACCUCAUCUGAGAUAAGGAUUUAAUAAUAGAAAAAAGAAUAUCCAUAAAUACGCUUGCUAGAUAUUAAUGACUCUAUAUUUGCUGCUUUUAAACGUCAAAGCAGGUGACUUGUAAGCAAUACAGAGUUAUAGAGAAGCUCAAGUUUUAAAUUGUUCAUGCCAGUCAUUGAAAUGCAGCAUGAAAAUGCCAAUUUUGAUUAUCUCUUCAGAGAUAUUAAAGUGUUUUUAGAUUUUGAAUAUAUUAUAUGUAAAGGUCCAGAACCUCAGACAAGAUGUGAUGAUUGGGACUGCUACCAUUAUAAAUUCUAUACUUUGCAAGACAGCGUCCAAAUGCAACCCUCAAGAGAGAAGAUAAAAUGUGCCAUGCUAAAGGCACGGUGCUUAAGUUCAACCUCCUGAUAAGUAUUCUUUCCCAGUUUAGUUUAAGCAUGAAGGUCAUAGACCCUGAACAAUUUGAUAUAAACUUACCGGCUUUCUGGUGAGGCUAAAGUCAUCUCCAGCUAUCCCCCUUUCUACAAAUUCAUGAGUUUUUGCUGUAUUCUUUACAAUAAGAAGUAUUGGGUUCUGGGAGCAUAGUUUUGUCCAUAGUUUUAAACUUAGUAGGUGCGAGGCCAGUGUUUUGGUAACCUUUUUAUUGCCGAGUGUUCUAUUGUAUUCAAUAGCUGAUUUUGGGGGAGUAGAUCACCAGGCCUUUCUUGCAAGGCAUCUCUGGAUGUAUUCAAACCUGCAACCUUCCGCUUAUCAGCCAAAGGCAUUAACACUCACACCACCACUAACUCUAUGCGUUACACAUCCUUGUUAUUUCCAGGCAACACUCAUUGUUUCUCUAUCAGCCAUUUUUCUACUCAUGAAGUAGUUUUAUUGUCUCUUUCAAUAUUUAACAUAGUUCAAAUCUUUCUCCUGCGACUUUAUUUCCUCUUCAAGAUAAAGGGGGAAACAUGACCAUAGUAAUAACUCGGGAGUCAAGCAAGGCCAGGUCUGAUAUUGCAGAUACCGUUUUAGUCAGUCCUAAUUUAAUAUAGUUUAUAGAGGGUUCUUAUUUUUAAAACGACAAAGGCAUCGCCUUUUGUUGUGUCCACUGAAAAAGCAGCCAUUGAAGCAGCUCCAUUACAUAAUAUUUGAUCUUCCCAGGUAGCCGAUUUAAUAGCUCUGACUGAACCCUGUACUGUAGCAAAAGAUAAAAAGAUAGUAGACAUGCUUUUAAAAUUGUUCGUAAUUUUGGAAUGUUAUGAAAAUGGAGAGGAUUUAUGACCUCUUUAGGUGUUUUGACUAACAGUAGGAAAGACUUCAAUGACUUAGUGGAAGCUAUUCCAAAAUCACAAGGGAUUAAUGGUUAUUAAAGUAGAAGCGCUUGGAGUGCUAUGUACCAGAUGAGCAGCUUUUCCUACCCCAGCUAUAUGUGAUUCUUAGGAAUUGAGAUCUAUUCCCGUGAACCUUCAGAAUGAUGGUUGUCUCAAUUUAAGCUGGCUUCGGUUGACUCACAGCGAUCAGUUCAAACUUCUAAAAGACAAUAUUGGCCAACUUAGAAAGCUCACUCCAUAAAUAUGUAUCCUGCUUAUUUUACGAUCGGGGCCCAAUACCAUCCAAUGUACCCAGGUCAAAUUACUCUGAGUCAGUGUGGAUUAUCCAAUAGGCAAGGUAAGCACAGUGCUUAUCUUGCUUACCAGAUCACCUGUAGUGAACAAUUUCACAUUUUUUCACUACAUCAAAGAUUCUGCUUCUAGGUAUGGCUGUUAUCUGUCUCGCCCAACCCCAUAGUGCCUUCCUACAGAAUCAAAACCUCUUUUCAAAUUUACAAACCCUGACAGGGACAGAUGACACAGUAAGCAAGAUAUGUACGGGUUUCUUGUGCUUACUUGCUAAUCUGUAGUGAACACUUUCACGUGAGUUUCACCGCAUAUUUGAUUUUAAAUGGCCAGGUUGUCUCACUCUGCAGCAUAUUUAUUGUGGUGAAAUUGUUCACUACUGAUAAUCUGGUAAGCAAGAUAAACAUCAUGCUUACUUGCCUAUUGAAUAACCCAGCCCCUACUAUGAUUGUUCACACUUUGGAAGUGAAAAACUAGCUUUCCUAUUAAAUAAAUAAUGGUGGGUAAUACGAAUAACCCGGAUAAAUCCUUAAAGAUGAAAUAUGGUUUCAGCCCUCUUCCUCAAGACCAUGUUGAGCAUUUACAAAUGGGUUUUAUACAACUGCUCAAAUUGUUAGCCUAUGCAUAUGCAUUAGUUGCUUCUGGCAAAAUCUCUAGGUGGAUAGAUUUUCCUAGCUGGAGGGCUAGCACUGUCACAGUUGUUAAAAUGCAGUUAGACUUCAUAUUUCCAGAUGGAGUAACUAGUUUCACUGGAACAGUCAGAGACAAAUUCUGAAAGAUUUUUCGUUUAACCCAGAAACUUCAUUGUCAACGUUGAACAAGUGACACUUUUUACCACCUCCUGGGGAGCAGUGCCAGCAGGUGAAGGAUAGCAAAGAGCAUAACAAUGCCUGUCACCAGGAGCAGCAGCCCUAGGGUGUAAACACACUCCAGGAAUUGCAGGUGUUGGGGUUGCCAAUAGAAACACAACUCACAUAAAGGCACUGGAUGGAACAAAGCUUCAUUCACAUGGAAAAACAACAGAGCAAGAUAGGCUUCCAUAGAGGACUUUGAUUUUAAAUGCCCUGGAUGUCUCUCUCUGCAGCUUAUUCGGGGCAAAGGUCUGCACGCCUCCGUCUUGUGCUGCAGGACAAGGAUCCUAUUCCCUCCCCACUGGAAGCAGCUACGGCAGUGGGGUUGGCCAGGUGCCAUAUAAUGCACAUGCUUAACUAAGUAGUUCCUGGGAGUGUUGACAUGUGGUCAAGGCAAAAGGGGAGGGAUGUGUCAACAGGCCACCAUCUUCUGUGGGUCAAGAUGCCCAGAAAGAGGUGAAAUCAGCCUAUACUCACAUCCCAUCUGUCUUAGUUAUCUACUGCUGCUAUAACAGAAAUGCCACAAAUAGAUGGCUUUAAGAAAUUUAUUCUCUCAUAGUUUAGGAGGCUAGAAGUCCAAAUUCA